This is a messenger RNA of Mizuhopecten yessoensis (Yesso scallop), 905 nucleotides long. Its product is annotated as P2X purinoceptor 7-like. The transcript has 3 exons. Bases 80 to 640 code for a protein of 186 amino acids. The record is from RefSeq and is a predicted model, not a curated record. NCBI's taxonomy places the organism in Eukaryota, Metazoa, Mollusca, Bivalvia, Pectinida, Pectinidae.
GGAAGCCAAGCAAAGCUAUACAAAAAGUGCCUACUCGGUACUAUCGGUCGAAUUUUGAAAGAACUGGUUUUGUUUGACAAUGGAGAUUGACCCUAGUGAGAAUGACGUCGAGUUUACGGUUGCUCCCUAUCAGUUUGAGCUAAUUUUGGUGGCAACUGACGCAGAAAGCGAGGACAUAACAACAAGCGAAGAGGAAAGUGAAAGUGACAGCGCCGCCGGUAACGAGGCCCAUGUUCGACAAGUUGAUCAAUGGUGUGACUGUGGCCACUGUGAACAAAUGCCAACUGACUUGGAAUGUAGAUGUUGCUGCAGUUUCAAUCUGUGUCAGUAUAAGAUGGAACAGGACAACAUAAAGUGCAUCACAGAACAUGAAGGAUUCCAGGUGAAUUGCCUCAACAGACAUGUUCUGGAACUUUCAUUUUAUGAAUACCUUGAUAACGAUGGACCAAUUGGAGAUGAGGAGCCAGUUCAUGAGCUCUACCGUUACAUAGCAUAUCGCCGAUUUGUACGAUGGGUAUGGCACAGGCCUGGCAAGAAGAACAGAAAAGUACUCCCAUCAUGUGUGGUGCAGAAGAUCAGAAAGACCUUUCCAUCAGAGGAAUACACAGGGUUUCAAUAUCCAAGAGACUUAUUAGUUUGACUUUCGAAAUAUGUUUACUGUCUUUUGUUGAAGCGGGACCUGUAGUUUUUCACUGCUUCAGUAACAUCUACGCGGUUAGCACGGGCAGCUGGCAAAGGAGGACAGUGUGCAGAUUUUAUUUUCCUAGCUUUUUCAUAGGUUGGGAAAUCUUCCCUUAGACUGAAGGCUCGAUCGAAGAGCUCUGUGACAUAGUCUACAAGAAAUAGAACAAAGUAUGUAAUUAAAACAGGUCAGUGAAGUAAUAACUUACUAUUCAUAAUGCAAA